Rhopalosiphum maidis (corn leaf aphid) is the source of this 819-nucleotide messenger RNA. Its product is annotated as ATP synthase subunit gamma, mitochondrial-like. Lineage: Eukaryota; Metazoa; Arthropoda; Insecta; Hemiptera; Aphididae. Gene Ontology annotation, biological process: proton motive force-driven ATP synthesis. The record is from RefSeq and is a predicted model, not a curated record. Bases 1 to 819 code for a protein of 272 amino acids. Gene Ontology annotation, molecular function: proton-transporting ATP synthase activity, rotational mechanism. The transcript has a single exon.
AUGUCUCUGAAGGCCAUCCAGAAAAGCAUACAGUCGUAUAGCAACAUCAACAAAAUCACUUCGUCCCUGAAACUCGUGUCAGCUGCCAAACUAGCAAAGACCGAGCGUCUGCUGAAGGACGUACGUCCAUUCGGCUAUGGUACGCUAUCGUUUUACAAACAUUACACACACAUUAACAUGCUCGAUCACAUUGAAAACCAUCUCAUAUUUGCCAUUACGUCUGAUCGAGGUCUAUGUGGUGGCAUACAUACGGCUAUCGUGAAAAAAGUUAAACAAGAGCUAGAUAGGCCUGAUCAAAAACUUGCAAAAGUCGUGUGUGUUGGUCAAAAAUCAGAGGAACUAUUAGCUAAAUCGCAUAAAUCUAACAUUUUAUUUACAGUUUUCAAAAUAGGGAAGGAUAAUCCCACAUUUCUGGAGGCUUCGAAAAUAUUCAAUGAAUGUAAUUACGCCGAAUUUAUUGCUUGUCAAAUAUUUUACAAUCGAAUCGUUACUAAAGGCACGUCGCAGGUUGACUGGAUCUCAAUUUAUAACACAGAUUUCCUUCUCACAGUAGCUCAUAUCGCUAGUUUAGAAGAAGUAGAAGAAGAAAAUAUGAGAAGCUACAUUGAAUUUUCUACUGUUUCACUUUUGUUUUUUGCCAUGGUAGAAAACACCUUGUGUGAACAUUCCGCUCGUAUGAUAGCUAUGGAUGCUGCAUCUAAAAAUGUUAAGUCGUUGAAUGAAAAAUUAACCUUGGAGUAUAAUCGCAAAAGACAAUUUAAAAUCACGUCAGAUCUUAUUGAUAUUGUUUCUGGAAGUCAAGUUGUAACUGGAAAAUAG